Messenger RNA from Eucalyptus grandis, 2387 nucleotides. RefSeq names its product probable methyltransferase PMT23. The record is from RefSeq and is a predicted model, not a curated record. Lineage: Eukaryota; Viridiplantae; Streptophyta; Magnoliopsida; Myrtales; Myrtaceae. Gene Ontology annotation, molecular function: methyltransferase activity. Gene Ontology annotation, cellular component: endosome; cytoplasm; trans-Golgi network.
UAUAUAACGACAUUUCGAAUCUUCCCCAGUCGAUUACCGCGUCCCACAUCCUUUUUCUUCCUCGCGAGAUCCCGCUCCCUCUCUCGGAUCUCUCUCGGAUCUCUCUCGUCACAUCCUCCGACCUCGACCGAGAUCGAGGAUGGCAGUAGCCGCAGUGCAGAACCUGUUCAAGGAGAGAAAAUACCCCUUCAUCCUCGCCUCCUCGAUCUUGCUCCUCCUCUUCGUCACCAUCCUCAUCCUCACCGCCGGCUCCCAAUCCCCCCUCCUCUCCUUCUACUCCGCCUCCGAUCUCCAGCGGAUCUCUUCCCCCUCGCCUCCUCCGCCGGCGGUGGCGGCGGCGGCGGCGGCGGCGGCGAACUCAUCCGUUCCGGCCCCGAUCGACAAAGGGCCGCCGCUUGAUUUGAGCUUGAAGUGGAAGGCGUGCAAGGGGGCGACCGCGGUGGAUUUCAUACCGUGCUUGGAUAAUUUCAAGGCGAUCAAGCAGCUGAAGUCGAGGCGGCACAUGGAGCACCGGGAGCGGCAUUGCCCGAACCCGAGCUCGCGAUGUCUGCCGCCGCUUCCGAGGUAUAAGGUGCCUGUUCCGUGGCCUAAGAGCAGGGACAUGAUCUGGUACAACAAUGUUCCUCACCCAAAGCUUGUUGAAUACAAGAAGGAACAAAACUGGGUGGAGAAAUCUGGUGAUUAUUUUCAUUUCCCAGGAGGAGGAACUCAAUUUAAGGAUGGGGUUGCUAAUUAUAUUGAGUUUGUAGAAAAGACUUUACCAGCCAUAGAAUGAAAACACAUCAGGGUUAUUUUAGAUGUCGGUUGUGGAGUUGCCAGCUUUGGUGGUUAUUUGCUGGACAAAGAUGUAAUUACCAUGUCAUUGGCCCCGAAAGAUGAGCAUGAAGCUCAGAUACAAUUUGCUCUAGAACGAGGAAUUCCUGCCACUCUUUCCGUUAUUGGGACGCAGAUGCUGACUUUUCCAGAUAACGCAUAUGACUUGAUUCAUUGUGCAAGAUGCAGGGUUCACUGGGACGCAGAUGGUGGGAAACCGCUAUUGGAGCUCAACAGGAUUCUUAGGCCUGGGGGUUUCUUUCUAUGGUCGGCUACCCCAGUUUAUCGCAAUGAUGAGAGGGAUCAAUCUGUGUGGAAUGCUAUGGUUGCUUUGACGAAGUCCAUGUGCUGGAAGGUGGUGGCUAAAGCUAUGGAAUCAUCUGGGAUUGGCCUGGUGAUAUAUCAAAAACCUGUUUCAUCUUCCUGCUAUCAGGAACGUGAACAAACUAGUCCCCCUUUAUGUGAAAAGCAAGAUCAGCGGCAUCAUUCUUGGUAUGUGCCUCUCGGUGGCUGUCUUAACAGGCUUCCAGACAAUAGCAGUUGGCCUGCUCCCUGGCCUAAAAGGCUCAGGAUUAAACCUUUAAGCUUGUCAAAUGAAGUUGAAACUGAGCAAAUGUUUUACGAAGAUAGCAAACACUGGUCUGCCCUUGUUUCAGAUGUUUAUAUGGAAGGCCUUGGUAUAAACUGGUCAAGUGUGAGGAAUGUAAUGGAUAUGAAUGCUGGUUAUGGAGGAUUUGCGGCAGCACUCAUCGACAUGCCACUCUGGGUUAUGAAUAUUGUCCCAGUUCAUGUGCAAGAUUCUCUCUCAGUUAUAUUUGACCGAGGGUUGAUUGGAACCUAUCAUGACUGGUGUGAAUCUUUCAAUACCUACCCUCGAACAUAUGAUCUGCUUCACUCCAGUUUUCUCUUCAAAGAUCUCCCGGAGAGAUGUGAGGUUGUAGAUAUAGCUGUAGAGAUGGAUCGCAUAUUGAGACCGGGUGGAUACGUUCUGGUUCAAGACAGCACAGAAGUUAUAAACAAACUUGGUCCAGUUUUGCGCUCACUUCAAUGGUCAGUGACCCUUCACCAGGAACAGUUUCUUGUUGGUAAGAAAGGAUUUUGGCGACCAGGAGAUGCCAGCAUCAGUACAUGAGCACGCUCCCCAUCUGUACUGGUAUGAUUUCCAGUUUUGUGGUACGAUUCUUUUGAAAUACAAGCAUAUGAGCGCAAGCAGCAGAAAGUUGAUUUCUUUGAGCCUGCAGAAGAAAAUCUUGAGUUGCAAAAUUUCAAUUCGAGCUCAACAGACUUAAAGCUUGAUAUUACACAGCAACAGAAACAUCGAAAUGUUCACUAUUCUUUCCAAUUGCUUGUAAUUUGAAGCUGGAAAUAUCUUUCUUAGUUCACAUGGAAAACACUGGCUUACACGGAUGAUUACAGGUUAUAUAUAGUUCUAUUCACAGCUUAUACAUAGUUCUAUUCGAAUGGUGCAUUUCAAAAAUUGCCACUGAUGUUGAAUUGGCAAUUUUGGUAAAGCAUGAUGUGGCUUAUUUUGCUUGGCCAACACGAUGGGACAUAGACAUUAUGUUCCUGAAGAA